This is a messenger RNA of Cuscuta europaea, 1382 nucleotides long. Lineage: Eukaryota; Viridiplantae; Streptophyta; Magnoliopsida; Solanales; Convolvulaceae. The record is from the annotation of a GenBank genome assembly.
CCUACUUUCCUUUAUUCUUUCAUUCCAUCUUUCCCAUCGAUCAUGGAUUCCAUCUCUGCGCUUGUCUUCUUCAUCGAUAUUGCGACUUGCUGCAGUUAAUUCGAUGUAUGAUCAUUAUCAUCGAGCGCCAUGGAAUCAGAUCAAAGUUGUGGUUUAGAAAUUUCUCCUGGGGGUUCAAAGUAUUGGAUCCCUGAAUGUUCACCCGAAAAGAAACCUCUUGUUGGGAUGCUAUUUGUGAAUCUAGAUGCUGCCUUUAAGUUUUACAAAGACUAUGCAGCUGAGUUGGGGUUUACUAUACGUCAUCAUACAUCAAAGAAGGCGAGAGAUGGACAUAUUUUGAUGAAGUAUAUUGUAUGUAGUAGAGCUGGUUUUAAGAAUAAUGCUUGUCCUCCUGUUUCGGAUACCAAUGUUGCUGGUUCUGAAGGUUGCCCAACAAAUAGGAAAAGAGUGUCUAAUAGGAUGGAUACCAAUGUUGCUGGUUCUGAAGGUUUCCCAUCAACUAGGAAAAGAGUAUCUAAUAGGAUUGGAUGUAAAGCCAUGUUAACUCUGAAAUAUUCUGGAUUUAAAGGGUACUCAGUUUUUGCAUUUGAACAACGCCACAAUCAUUCGAUGUGCUCUGAAUCAUCCAAACAAUUUCUAAAGGUGAACAGAAAUUUAGACCUUGGACAUCAGAAGUUUGUUUUAAAUUGUUUUAGAGCAAAUAUUGGCACAAUGAAGUCAUAUCGGCUAUAUAAGGAGACUAUUGGGGGAUAUUCUAAUAUUGGUGCUACAGCUGUGGAUUUCAAGAAUUUCAAGCGUGAUCUUAUGGCUUAUAUAGCUGGUGUUGAUGCCCAAAUUGUCAUUGACAAAUUAUUCAGGAAGCAAGAAUUGUCUUCUGCUUUCUUUUUUGACUAUGAUGUGGAUGAUAGUGACCAAUUAACAAGGUUGUUUUGGGCUGAUCCUAUUUGCCGCAAGAAUUAUGCAUUGUUUGGUGACGUUGUUUCAUUUGAUGCUACCUAUGGAACGAAUAGGUACAAUAUGGUGUUUGGACCUUUUACGGGCGUUGAUAAUCACAGAAAGUGUGUCACUUUUGGAGCUGGAUUAUUAUUGAAGGAGGAUGUGGAGUCAUACGUUUGGCUUUUUACUUGUUUUAUAAAUGCUAUGGGACGUCAACCAACAUGCAUUAUUACUGAUCAAGAUUAUUAUUGAAGGAGUAUGUGGAGUCAUACGUUUGGCUUUUGAUAUUGCAUUGACAAUCACAUUUGGUGAUGAUCUGUUGUACAAACUUGUAUAUUCUUCCUUGAUCUCCUUAUAAUCACCUUUCUUGUGUUGCUUCUUUCUUUGAUGUUUAACUGCACCACCUACAUUUUUUAAAGACUUAGGAGGACUUUCAAAAGCUUCGU